AUGGAUCCGCCUGAAUUUCGUGGUGAGCCCGAUCCAAUGGUGGUAGAGGAUUGGAUGAAGCAAGUCAUAAAGAUCUUAGAUAUUAUCAGGGUGCAUAAGAAUGAGUUGAGGGUCUCUUUUGCUUCUUUCCAAUUCACUGGUGAUGCUGCUCAGUGGUGGAAGACAAUUAAGAACAUGCACAAUGUUGAGGUUAUGGAGUGGGGUACCUUCACUAAGUUUUUCCUUGACAAAUAUUUUCCAGAAGUUGCAAGGGACGCAAAAAGGGAUGAGUUUAUGUUUCUGAUACAGAGUAAUAUGACAGUGAACCAGUAUGAGGCGAGUUUCACGAGACUAUCACGAUUUGCACCAGAAGUGAUUGCUACAGAAGAGUAUAAGUGCAAGCGAUUUAAAAAGGGACUCAGGCUUGGUAUCAGGGAUAUGAUUAUACUACAGGAGCUGCGUAAUUAUUCGACAUUAGUUCAGAGGGUUAUGCUAGUUAAGGAAAGCUUGCGAGACACCAAUAGAAUUCUGGAGUCCAGGUAUCAGUCUAUGGCUUCUAGCUCACAGUUGGGAAGUUGCUCUAUGAAGAGGCAGAAGAAGGAUACUUCAUAUUCCCAAGGGCAGCAACAUAUAUAG
Messenger RNA from Cornus florida, 615 nucleotides. RefSeq lists its product as uncharacterized. Bases 1 to 615 code for a protein of 204 amino acids. The transcript has a single exon. The record is from RefSeq and is a predicted model, not a curated record. Lineage: Eukaryota; Viridiplantae; Streptophyta; Magnoliopsida; Cornales; Cornaceae.